CCAGCAUGCCCUUCGAUGUCCUCUCUCUUUUCGAAGUUGACGAGGCCGAACUCUCCAUGAACGCCGACCGUGGACACCCCAAGCAUCCCAGACUCAUUCUCACGCACGCUGGGGCACCUCGUCCGACGAUCCGCAAGUUGAAUAUAUCUCGAGGAGAGUGCUUCUCUCUGCUCAAUCACAGUCUGGGGGGGCUUAACAGCACGGAACUUCGCGUAGUCGAACUCAACCCCCCUACUUUCGAAGCGGUGAAGUUUGCGGGCCGUCUUAUUCGCCACUACGGGCAGCACCUCUCGCAACUCCGGCUGGACAUCUGUGUGACCCUGGAAAAUCGCCUGUCUACGGGACCAGAUGUUUGGACCGCAUGCAACAUGGCCUCUUGCAUGGCUCUCGACAUUUUGGAGCUCACCUGGACCAAUUUCAACCCAUGGGGGAAAGACGCCGAGGAGCACAACAUCACGCGCAGAGAAGUCUUCCGAAACAUCGUCUCCACUCUCCCUGCAACGCUUCGCGAGCUCUCGAUCCCCAUCUCCCCCUCAUACGAAGUGCCAGAAUUCACGGAAUCAGCGUCGUAUGUCACGCCGGUGAUAGAACAUGCCGCUAGGAGGCUCCCCCACCUCGAGCACGUCACCCUAGUGAUUGCGCGGCGUCUCACUCUGAAGGAUGCGAAGGAGGUCAUGCACGGUAUGCUCUCCAAGGACGUCAUAGAGCGCGGCCUUGUGCGGUUUAAACAUAGACUCUGA
Molecule: messenger RNA, 740 nt
Organism: Trametes versicolor FP-101664 SS1
Lineage: Eukaryota; Fungi; Basidiomycota; Agaricomycetes; Polyporales; Polyporaceae
Exons: 2
Coding region: 6-740 (244 amino acids)
Source: RefSeq, a predicted model, not a curated record